AUGAUAAGUUUAAUCUUAACUGAACACAGUCAUACUGGACAAACAUUUAAUGAUUUCUUCAUAAGAGAGUUAAAGCUAGGUGCAAGACCAAUUGCCUCUCUGGAAAUGAAGGUUGCUGUAUGCGCAGCUGAUAGUCGUCUAAUGGCUUUUAAAUCAGCAGAAGAUAGUUUACGAGUUUGGAUCAAGGGUCGAAAAUUUUCAAUUCAAGGCCUCUUGGGGAAAGAAAUUGUUUCUGAUGCUUUUGUUGAUGGAAGUUUGGUGAUAUUUCGGUUGGCACCACAGGAUUAUCAUCGUUUCCAUUUUCCAGUCUCUGGAAUCAUUGAACGAAUAGUUGAUAUACCUGGAUGCCUGUACACGGUUAAUCCCAUUGCUGUUAAUAGCAAGUAUUGUAAUGUUUUCACGGAGAACAAGCGAGUUGUGUCAAUCAUUUCUACUAAACAUUUUGGAAAGGUAGCUUUCAUUGCAAUUGGAGCAACCAUGGUUGGUAGUAUCACUUUUUUGAAAAAGGAAGGUGAUUUUGUCAAGAAAGGAGAUGAGUUUGGAUAUUUCUCUUUUGGUGGAAGUACAGUAAUUUGCGUCUUUGAAAAGGAUGCAAUAAAGAUAGAUGAGGACCUCCUAGCAAACAGUGGUAGAUCACUUGAGACUUUAGUUCGUGUUGGAAUGAGUUUGGGCGUCUCUAUGAAGGAAAUAGCUGAACUUGCUUUACCAAACUUACAGAAAAUUGUGUUAUAAAAGUUUGAUAAAACUCUACCAAUCUUAGGAAAUUGAGUUAUCAAAGUUUGAUACAACUCGUAUUAGUGUAUCACAGUUGCACUCACCCUUAUUAGGUUUG
Pistacia vera is the source of this 832-nucleotide messenger RNA. RefSeq names its product phosphatidylserine decarboxylase proenzyme 2-like. NCBI's taxonomy places the organism in Eukaryota, Viridiplantae, Streptophyta, Magnoliopsida, Sapindales, Anacardiaceae. Gene Ontology annotation, molecular function: phosphatidylserine decarboxylase activity. Gene Ontology annotation, biological process: phospholipid biosynthetic process. The record is from RefSeq and is a predicted model, not a curated record.